AUGAUUAAACAACAACAACAACAGCAACCACAGACCAUUACAUACGCCACAUAUGCAUAUAAUUCAAAGACGGCAGAACAAACGCAAAGGUUGAAAUAUGGAGAUUUGGAGAUAGUAUUGAAAAAUGACCAUUUUGAAUUCGUUUGCAAAGGUGGUGCGGUGAUAUCAAAUAUAAAAGAAAUUUUAUUUAUGAAUUCUAAAAUUAAAGGAAUAACGGAUGAUAUAACAUCAAUUCCACCAGAAGAACAAAGAUAUUACGCAUUAAAUGCAUUUCCUAAAGUUUUGAAGAUUGGAAGAUUUAAUUUAAAUGAGGAAUUCAUAAAAGGUUUCCUAAAUGACAUAAUGAAGAAGGCAGAUAAGGAAUAUGUUGAUGAAAAAGAUAAUGAAAUUAUAGAAAGGGUUGAUAGUGAAUUAAUGAAGAAAGCAAAUUUGGUUUAUGUUGAUGAAAAAGAUAAUGAAAUUAUAGAAAGGGUUGAAUGGUAUCAUGAACGGACAUCAAAGAUUUUAGAAGGUAAAGCCAAUACAGGGUGGGUUUCAGGAUGUUUAGACCUUAAAGCAGAUAAAACUUAUGUUAAUGAUGAGUUAAAUAAGAAGGCAGAUAAAACAUAUGUUAACGAUGA
Molecule: messenger RNA, 620 nt
Organism: Trichomonas vaginalis G3
Lineage: Eukaryota; Parabasalia; Trichomonadida; Trichomonadidae
Exons: 1
Source: RefSeq, a predicted model, not a curated record